GGACGAUCUGCCAGCAGUGCAAGAUUUUCUAUAUACGGCUGAGUAGAUUAUUCAGCUCUAGAAGAAAGAUUUGUCUUCACAAAUUCCUUUGAAAGCACAAUGGAUGCAUUUUAGAGUUCUACAGAAGUCAUCUAGGAACAAGAACAUUGGACUUUGAGGAAUAACAGCGUUCAGAGAGCCCAGAAAUUGGUCACUAAUAAAGCCUCUUUGGCCAUACAGCUUGGAAAUGAAUACCAUUGAGACAGCAAAGCUUGAAGAGCACAUGGAGGGUCAGCCAAAUGAGACUUCUAAUGGCUACUCACGACCUACUCUCUCAGUCAGUGAAGAGAACAAAAAUGGCACUAGCAAACCAAAGGGCUUGUCUAAUGGCUUGCGAAAAACAGCAAAGAAGUAUCCUGAUUACAUCCAGAUUGCUAUGCCUGCUGAAUCUAGGAACAAAUUCCCUCUGGAAUGGUGGAAAACAGGCAUUGCAUUUGUCUAUGCUCUCUUCAACUUGAUUUUAACAACUGUCAUGAUCACUGUGGUCCAUGAGAGAGUACCUCCAAAGGAGCUAAGCCCUCCCUUGCCUGACAAAUUUUUUGAUUACAUUGAUCGUGUGAAAUGGGCUUUUUCUGUAUCAGAAAUAAAUGGAAUGAUACUACUUGGAUUAUGGAUAUUCCAGUGGUUGUUUCUUAGAUACAAAUCAAUAGUGGGACGCAGGUUCUUUUUUAUAAUAGGAACUUUGUAUCUGUACCGCUGUAUUACCAUGUACGUUACCACCUUACCUGUGCCUGGAAUGCAUUUUCAGUGUGCACCAAAGUUGAAUGGAGACUCUCAGGCAAAGGUUCAGAGAAUCCUGCGACUGAUUUCUGGUGGUGGUCUAUCCAUAACUGGAUCCCACAUCCUGUGUGGAGACUUCCUGUUUAGUGGACACACUGUAGUAUUAACGCUGGUCUAUCUGUUCAUCAAAGAGUAUUCACCACGUCAUUUCUGGUGGUAUCACUUGAUCUGCUGGCUGAUGAGUGCUGCUGGCAUCAUUUGUAUCCUGGUUGCUCAUGAACACUAUACCGUAGAUGUCAUCAUUGCCUACUAUAUCACCACACGGCUCUUCUGGUGGUACCACUCCAUGGCUAAUGAAAAGACUUUAAAGGUGUCUUCGCAGACGAAUUUUCUCUCUCGAGCAUGGUGGUAUCCAAUAUUUUAUUUCUUUGAGAAGAAUGUGCAAGGCUCUGUUCCUUGCAGUUUUUCCUGGCCAAUAUCUUGGCCUCCCAGCUGCUUCAAAUCUUCAUGCAAAAAGUAUUCGCGGGUUCAGAAGACAGGAGAGGACAAUGAAAAAUCUACCUGAAGAAAAGAAGGAAAGCAUCUGCUCUGGUUUUUUUCAUUUUUGAUUUUUUUUUUACCAAAACAUUAAUGCUGUAACCAAAGUUCUUAAGAAGACUGUAACUGAAGAAGUGGACCAAGCUUCUGUGCAAUUGAUGAAAAGACAAUUGUAGACACAUAUAUUGAAUUUCAGAUGUUUUCUUCUCAUCUGGCUGUACAGACCUAUUCUACUCUUCAGUGCUGAUGAAAAGCACCACUGAUGGGAUUUUUUUUUUAAUUAAAGGAAAAAAUGGAGCAGGAUUGUGCUUUAUUAAUGAGAUAGAGGUGCCAAAGACCACAGUAACACUUCCAUUACUAUCACUCAUCUCUCACUCAUCCACAGAAGCACCCAAAAGUCUCCUCUUCAGAGCUCUGCAGUGCGUAAGGGCAAAAACAUGCUAACAUGUAAACGCACGAUAUUGGCAUACUGAGGUGUAUAAAAAAAUAACACAAUUGUGGGAAGUGGUUUGUUGCAUUAUUCUUGUAAUGAAGGUAAGGCCUUUGUGUGACUGGUACAGCUGGAAGCAAGUCUGGCUUUUUUACACACUGGGUAUGAAUAUCUUAGGACCCUAAAAUACUACUUACCGCUGUUAA
This is a messenger RNA of Melozone crissalis (California towhee), 1932 nucleotides long. RefSeq names its product sphingomyelin synthase 2 (gene SGMS2). Bases 227 to 1324 code for a protein of 365 amino acids. Lineage: Eukaryota; Metazoa; Chordata; Aves; Passeriformes; Passerellidae. The record is from RefSeq and is a predicted model, not a curated record. Gene Ontology annotation, cellular component: endoplasmic reticulum membrane; Golgi membrane. The transcript is spliced from 6 exons. Gene Ontology annotation, biological process: ceramide biosynthetic process; sphingomyelin biosynthetic process. Gene Ontology annotation, molecular function: ceramide cholinephosphotransferase activity; sphingomyelin synthase activity.